This is a messenger RNA of Moneuplotes crassus, 1307 nucleotides long. Lineage: Eukaryota; Ciliophora; Spirotrichea; Euplotida; Euplotidae. The record is from the annotation of a GenBank genome assembly.
AUGAAGGAAGAACUUUCAGAUCAAGCUCCCCCAGAUAGGUACAAAUUUGUCUACUUCACUUUCCUAUUUCUUGGAAUGGGGCUGCUCAUGCCAUUUAACACUUUAAUGACAGCUCUGGAUUACUUUAUUGUCAAACUUCCAGGACAUGAUGUUGACUUCAUUGCUUCGAUCUUGGCAAAUGGUCCUUUGUUUGUCUUUAAUCUGAUAAUGAUUAUUUUUUCAAAAUAUUUUCCAGAGAAGAGAACUAUUGGUGUGACUAUGAUGUUGAUGAUGGCUAUAACACUGUUCUUACCAUUCAUACCAAUGGUCGCUGGCAAUAAUGUUGAAACUGCAUGGGUGAUAUUCAUUGUAUCUGUCCUUCUACUGUCUUCAGUCAAUGGUAUGCUACAAUGUAUGCUCUAUGGAUUCACAGGUUCAGUUCCAGGAAACUACAUUGCUCCUCUAAAUACAGGCGUGGGAGUCAGUGGAAUUGUGAUUAGUGUACUUAGAGCUAUCUCUUUAAUUUUCUUUCCGACGGAUUCAGAUCCUGAAAACCCUAACUUCUUCAAGGGCUCACUGAUGUACUUCAUCAUUGUAUCUCUCAUCUUGGUUCUCUGAACUGUGAUGUUGACUCUCUUGCCCAGGACUGAGUAUUAUAGUUACCAUAUGAAUCAGACUAGGCAACAACUGGAUAGCGCUAGUUUAGAAGGGGAAGAGCAAGAAUUGGCACUGGGGAAUUCAGAAGAAGAGUCUAUUAUACAGAAUAGAGAGAUGAACAAAGGAAUUUUUCAAUAUAUGUGGGAAGUUCAUAAUACAGUCCUGAUUACUGGUUAUGGGCUGGCUCUUGUGUAUACUCAAACAUUCUGAGUGUUCCCAGGGGUAUUCCUUCAAGCAGAAAUCGAUUUCUUUGAGAAUCAAUCAUGGGAAGUCUGGUUUGCUAUAUCGCUAUUUAACUUUGCAGAUACGGCUGGAAGAUAUGCAUCAGAAUUGAAAGUAGUUUUAACAGAGAACACCACAGCUGUUGCUACAUUACUCAGGUUCAUUCCCAUCGCCUUUGCAUUUCUUUCAGCUUAUGAUAUCCCAUUCUUCAGCCACGAUGUCUUCAAAAUCGCCAAUAUCAUCUUGAUCGGACUGAGCAACGGUUACGUAGGCAACUGUCAGAUGGUGGUUGCAGUGAACAACUCCAGAGUUAGAGACAAAGGGAUCACUUCAAUGUUCAUGUCAGUGUUCUUGAUAUUCGGAGUCACAGUGGGAAGUCUGAUAGCAUCAUUUGGAAUUGUAAGGCUGUUUUAGUACGAAAGUUGGUUACUUAUAUCUUAUUCAGCAUC